AUGACAGAUCCACAGUUAACCGAAACUUCUUCAGAUGUCGAUAAAACCAAUAAAUCAAAAUACGAUAAAACAAAAAUAUUGCUUUAUAUUGCAAUGGGUUUCUCAGCUUGGGGUGAUCGUAUGUGGAAUUUUUCUGUUGGUAUUUAUUUUAUUUCUCUCAAUCCAACUAAUCUUUUGAGUGUAGCUCUUAAUGGUAUUGCACUUAAUUUAGCUGUUAUUUUAUUUGCUACAGCUAUUGGUGAUUGGAUUGAUCGUAAUCCUCGUUUAUCAACACUACGAAAAUCUUUAUAUUUUCAAAAUUUAUCUGUUGCUGUUAUGGCUGUAUUAGUUGUUAUUGCUUUAUAUUAUCAAUCUUCUCUUCCACAAUAUUGGAUGAUUAUAAUUCAAGGUUUUUUAAUUGGAAUUGGUAUGAUAGCAACAUUAUCUAGUGUAGCAUGUAAAGUAUCAAUAUCAAAAGAUUGGGUUGUCGCAUUAUAUGGUUCUAAUCGACAAAAUUUAGCUAACACUAAUGCAACGCUUCGUCGAAUCGAUCUUAUUAGUAAUGUAUUAGCACCGAUUUUAACAGGUGCUAUUAUGGCAUUUACAUCACGAUGGCUUAGUGCUGUAUUAAUCGCUGGUUGGAAUGUCGUUUCACUUGGUUUCGAACUUUUCCUAUAUACAAGAGUUUAUCAUUUAGCUGAAGAUGUAUUAGCUAAUAAAGUAUCGGUUAAUAAAUCUAAUGAAGAAUUAACUGAAAAGAAAAAAGGACCAUUAAGACAGUUCUUUACAUCCUUACAAGGUUUAGAAACAUAUGCAUCUUUAUCAGUAUUUUUACCUGGACUUUCACUUGCAUUACUGUAUAUGACUGUUUUAAGUUUUGAUUCUGUUACACGAGCUUAUGUUAUUGAACAAGGUUUAUCAGAAGCUUUUUUAGGUUUAUUAAAUGGUUUAGGAUCAAUUCUUGGUAUUAUUGGUACUAUUGCUUAUCCAUUUUUUGUUAAAUGUACAGGUCUUGUACGUACAGGUAUUAUUGGUUUUUGGUCAGAAUUUUCAAUGAUAAUUCUUUGUUUAAUAUCAUUAUUUGUUUAUGGAACAUCAUUUGGUCCAUUUCAACAUUUAACAAUUGGUUCAUGUCAAUAUUAUGAAAUAUUAACUAAAAAUAAUAGUACAACAACUUUAAUACCAUAUCAAUGUUCAAAUUCGAAAUUAUCUGUACUUUUACUUGUUAUUGGUAUAACUCUGAAUAGAUUUGGUUUAUGGAUUGCUGAUUUAACCGUUAAUCAAUUACAACAAGAACGUGUACCAGAAAAAAUUCGUGGUCGUAUUGGUGGUACGCAACAUUCACUUAAUCAAUUUUUUGAUUUACUUCGUUAUGUACUUAUUAUUUUUUUACCUCGAAUGCAACAAUUUGGUUAUCAUGUUUGUUUAUCUGUUUUAUCUGUAUUUACGGCAUCACUCAUUUAUACAAUAUGGUCAUGUUCAUCGGCGUCUCAUCUUGUUCCACCAGCUGCUGAUAUUGAAAUGACUGAAACAAAUGUUGAUUUAGCACAACAUUAUGAAGUUCAACUUGGUGAAAAACUAGACUAUGUCGAUGAAGACGAUAAUAAAAUCUAA
Molecule: messenger RNA, 1593 nt
Organism: Rotaria sordida
Lineage: Eukaryota; Metazoa; Rotifera; Eurotatoria; Philodinida; Philodinidae
Source: the annotation of a GenBank genome assembly